GACAAAGAUGAUGAUGAUGAUGAUGAUGAUGAGGUGGAGGAGGAGGCGAGGGGGACCGUGGGCGAGCGGUAGCGGGCAGUGGCAGGCAGGCAGUGUCGGCGCGGGGCCCUGCGAGGCUGGUUGUGUCUGUCGGUGCCGCGGUCACAAGUGGCGAGGAGUGUGUGUGCAUACCUCCCGCGCUCGCCACUACGACCUCCUCCACCACCACCACCACUACCAGGCCGCCGCCUCCUGCCUCUUCCCCUCCUCAGUGAGAUCCUCCAGUCAUCUCUUUCACCACACUUCUCCGCCCUCCAGUGCACUCCAAAGGGCAUGCAAAAGGCUACAUAAAAGCACCGCAGCGCCGCCACCACCACUACCACCACCGCCGCAGCCGCCACCUCCAUUCUAUUACCACGUUCGUUGACUUGGAAGCAAAAAGGAAAAAUAAGUUAUAAACGGAAUGAGAGUGUAAAGAAGAGAUUUCAUUACUAACAACCAGGACGGAAAAAGAAACAAAACAAAACGAGAGAGGGAAAUAUCUCAACCUAAGCGUCUGUUUGUCUGUCAGUUCGUCUGUGCUCGCUGGACUGGCUAGGCAAAGUAUCUUGGUUAACAGGUGAAUAACUGCUGCCCAUCCACCAAGAAGUGAUUACUGAGAUGGACGUGAGAGGGGAGGCAGGGAGGAAAGGAAGGAGGAGGAGGAGGAGGUGAGUCAACACCGAAGGAAAGCGAGAAGAGGAGGAGGAAGAAGAGGGAGAGGAGAAGGGUGGGAGAGAGUAAGGUAUUUUGUCCCUAGCCAGUACUCCUAUGCCGGUCCCCUCGCCAGCUGCACUCUCAAGGCACUCAACACUGACAGACACGCGAAGUCUCGAGUGAUGCCUCCGCGGCUCAGAGACGCCUGGGUUCUGUUCCUGCAGCACUCGAGGGCCGCAGAAGAGAAUGGCUGCCUCAAGAGAUCCGUGGAGCAGCUGGCAAAAACCAUGAAUGAGUCAAGGAAAACAAGAAAAGAAUAAAAUAGAAAUCUAAACCAAAAAAAAACAACAAAUGGAGACAAAACUAGAAACAUACCAACAAAUUAAGAGAACGUCGUGAAUGAAAGAAAAACAAAACAAAAAGUGGAAACAAUACGCUAACACUUGAAAACAUGAAACAGGAAGAAGUGAAAAGCAAACCAAGGCAUUAUGAAUAAGUGAGCUAAGAGAUGGAGGAGUGCCACAGUCAUAACCAUUGAAAACUGCAAACUGGAGUGUGUUGACCAUCGGCCGCAACCAUGCCAGCCAUCAGCGACACAGGCGACGACCCGAUCGCCUAUCCAGACCCUGAACUUGACCCGGAGGUGAAUGGAAUAGACAGAGGAGGAGGAGGAGGAGAGGGAAUAGUGCCAAUGGAGGAGGAGGAGGAGGACGGACUUCACCUCCAUCCAGACGAACUGAGUCAGUUUCGGACAAUCAUGUGGAAUCGUUUCAUGGAACAAUCCACAGUCAUUGUCAACGCCACGAACGACGACCAGAAAGUGCUGCGCUGCUUUGAACAGUUCGUGACGUCCUUCAUUGAGCCUGACUUCGGUGGCGCGGGGAAAGGGGCGUGUCCAGUCAAGUUCGACGGCGUAUCCUGCUGGCCACAGACGCCCCCCGGCACGCUCCGAGUCAUCCCCUGCUUCGAGGUGUUCAACGGCGUCUACUACGACCCCUCAGAAAACAACGCCACCCUCUACUGCUACGCGAACGGAACGUGGUCAAGUCGCUCCUUCUACGACUAUUGCCUCAACGCCAUCACCAACCCGCCCGGCAGCCACGUCAGCGCCUCCGUCAGCACCACACAAACUAUCUUCUACGUGGGCAACUCCCUCAGCCUGGCAGCCGUGGCCCUCGCUCUCUGGAUCUUCAUGUCGUUUAAGGACCUGAGGUGUCUACGCAACACCAUCCACACCAACCUGCUCUUCACCUACCUGCUGCACAACCUCUUCUGGAUCAUCUACGCCUCCGUCAAGGGUCUGGUAGCCGCCCCUGUCGGUUGCGGCUUCUUCGUCACCCUCAUCUACUUCACGCUCACCAACUUCAUGUGGAUGUUUGUUGAAGGUUUCUACCUCUACAUGCUGGUGGUCAAAACGUUCUCGGUUGAAAACAUCAAAUUGAGAGUCUACACGCUCAUAGGAUGGGGUGUUCCGGUUCCCAUAAUGGCGCUCUGGGUCAUACUUAAGUCCCAGCUUGCCGUCAGCCAUGAGGGGACGGAGCUGGAGGCGGUAGCGGUGGCGGGGCAGGAGCUUGAGGGCCUCAUCAGGACGUGCCCAUUGAUGCCCGCGAGCCACUUCGACUGGUUACACAAGGUUCCCAUUCUCGUGGUGCUCUCCCUCAACCUGCUCUUCCUGGCACGCAUCAUGUGGGUCCUCAUCACCAAGCUGCGGUCAGCCAACACGGUGGAGACACAGAGGUCCCGCAAGGCCACCAAGGCGCUGCUGGUGCUCAUUCCGCUGCUGGGCCUCACCUACAUGCUGCUCAUCGCCCUGCCGCAGGAGCUGGAGCACGUGCGGGCCGUCCUUCUCUCCACGCAGGGCUUCUGGGUGGCGUUAUUCUACUGCUUCCUGAACAGCGAGGUGCAGAACAGCAUCAGACACCACAUAGAGAGGUGGAAGACUGCCCGCGGCCUGGCUGACCCCCGGUGUCAGUCCGUCAGACACAGGGACGGCUCGCCGCGCCCCAAGACUGACUGCUCAAGUUACGGUCGCCGGCUGUUCGGAGGCAAGAGGGAGUCCCUGUGUUCAGAAGUGACCACAAUGACAACAGUCGUGGCCAAUGGAUACAACCCAGUCAGCACCCAAACCACCACCACCACCACCGCUGCACCCAACACGCUGCCGCUGCCUCAGGUUCAGCAGCCUUCUAUUCCUAUGGGUCACCUCAGCUACAGGAAUUCAACGGCGGGGAUCAGCGAGGAGACAGACCCUAAGAUAACAGUCAAGGAUUCACUACUGUAAAAAAAAGUAAUAACAAGAGAAUACAAAAUAAGCAGAAUGAAAGACUGGCACGAGAGCAGAAGGGAACAAUCAUCACAGACGGGACAAAAAUUAAGCCGCGUGUUUUUUUUUUUUAUUAUGAUCUCUGCGUGUUUGUGCAUUGAAGCAGUGAAUUGAGUUCCACGGGCAAGGCUGCUACCUGUCUUGGUUGCGUCAUUACCUAGGAAUCAACAAGUGAACAAAAGAUAACAAGGGCACUUGAAAGGACGAGACACAACAGCCUUGCCAUGACAACUGCCGCCGUUGCCAAGGUAGUCACGGGUGAAAACAAAUAUAUACAACAAAAUAAAACACUUGUCUUCACCACCACCACUACCACCACCAUUACCAUCACCACCACCGCCACCAUAACAACAACAACAACAACUGCAGUGGUUGCCCGAACGAUUGAAUACACAAGCAUGGAAGCAAAUAAGUAAAUAAAACGCAUUUUUGCCAGCGCAGUUAUCGACAGCAUCGGUGGUGGUGGUGGUGGUGGUGGUGGUGGUGGUGGUGGUGGUGGUGCGAGAAUGCAUCAGCGGCAGGGUGGAGGGUCGGGGCGAGGCGGGGAAAGUGAGGUGAAGUAAGGCAGGGUGCACCGAGGCGGACAGGAACAAGACAAACUUCCGUAUUUCAGGCGACGUGGCGGAACUCUACAUGAGAGGAAGAGUGACCGAGGCAGCGGCGGCGAUUACCGAAGUGUGUGAUGAACUGAGACUUCCGGUGUAUACAUGAGAGGCUUUGAGAAGUAUGAGGCUACUUUCCUGAUGCACAUGUGACUAUAAAACACGUAGUGGUGACUGUACGUACAUGUGCUGAAGAAAGAGGUGCUUAAUUUCAAACGAUUCCAAGAUACAGACGUGUACAAGUAACAGUGUUAAUAACGGGAUGAUCUAAAUGUGUGUACGGAUCUAAAUGUGUGUCUGGAGCUGCUUUGCUGAAUAUAUACACGAGUGCAGGCAUAGCGUCUUCUGGAAGUAGCCCGUAAUCAGAGCCGGCGGGAACGUGAAGGUUUGUCAGUGGUGCGCAACACACAUGUUCAGCAAACACAGGAACUCAACACAGACACAAAACGGACAACAAAUACAAGCACAUACAUGUACAAUAUAAAGAAGUACAUACACACGCACACACACAAGCAAGCACACGCACACACUGGAGAAUGCCUGCACUGUGCUGCUGAGAUGGAAAAAUUCGCAAGCUUCAAAAUAUAAAGGAAGAGCACUUUGUUUCCACGCACCGAGCAUUCAUGGCUCACAAAAAUAAACGCUGUCUCUACGUGCAUGUACAAAAUUCACAUGUACGUAAAGUGAAAGAAAGAAAAACAUGGCAAUAUAAAAUCACGGAAAAUGUGUAUUGAUGAGUCACGUGUGUAGCAGGGAAUAGCACAUCACACACUCAACACCCACACGUCAUCGCCACCAAACAUCCACCAAAGAUGACAAGCUAAAAAAUACUCCAUUGACUGAAACACCCACGUCCUCCGGUGCAGCGCUGCCUCAGAAAAGAUCGACAAGAAACGUGAUAAACCGCAGCUCUGCCAGGCGAGAGAGCGCGAGGACAGAGCACACCACUAACACUACCACCACCACCACCAUAACCACCGCCGUCGCCACUGCCGCCGCCGCCGCCGCCACUACUCACGCACCUAAAGAGGAAAAUUGUGGCUGUCGCUGCUGUUGCGCGUGUUGUGAGUGUGUCGGUGUGUGUUUCCGAUCCCUGGACAAGGAUGUCGCUUUAUUUUUACUGAAGAGCUUGCGGAAAACCUGAGCUGUGCGGGACACGAGACAAGGGUGACGUUCAGAGGAAACAUAUCAGCACCAGAAGCCCCGACCUCACGGAAAUAAAACUCGCGAUGGUGCAAUGGUGAGGAAGCAACACAUGAAAUAUAAGUUGCUGGAGAGACUAAUUCGCCGCUUUUUCUUGUGUAUGUGUUUACUGUGACAUUGCACGAUGCUGAAAUGUUAACAUCCCCCUUCCAAGGUCCACGCUACCCACAUGGCUUUGAUACAAGAUUAGUGGCGUGUGACAAUCGAGCAACAACUGCAGCUCACACUGAGGAAAGCAGCUGCCACCAACUCUUUCACACCAAACAAGGGAGACAACCAACAUGUGCGUGUCAAGGGAGAGAAUAAUAUCUUGGUGUAUCAAUUAACUUCCAUAAGGCGACUAAGGCAAAGCAGUGUUCCGUGACGGCGGCGAAAGGAGUGCGACGCGCUGGGAGGCACGCACACUAACCGAGCUGUCGUCAAGGUAAUAUUCAGAAUUAAACGUGAGAAGCGACGAGGCAGGAAUGAGCACCAAAGAAAGCCCUCACUGGUCCCAAACAAAGGACACGGACGCUAAGCAUGACAGAGAACACAACGACGCGGAAAACUGCCUGCUUCACUUUCCGGCGCAUGAUUACCACCGCGAACGCCUGGCAACGCAUGGACUGGCGCACACCUCCACGGAGCAGCAGUACAGGUGGCGCAGCGAGCAAGGCCUUACGCCAGCGCCGGUGAAUGCGUACAUGUGCAUCAGUGGUCCAGGGAGAGACUGUAGGUGAAUACCCGUCAUGCCACGGACCUAUGCUGUGCUGUGCUGUGCUGGGCUGUGCUGUGCUGUGCUGUGCUGGGCUGUGCUGCGCUGUGCCAAUGUUGUGCUGUGCUAGACCAGUUUCCGAGACCGACAGAAUGAGUUCCACGUGUAACAAGCGCGAAUACAUCCUAUAGUACCCUGAUGCUGAUUCACUACUAGACAUUAAGGCCAGUGACCGAGUACUUGACUAGCAUAAGGCCCACACUAUUACAAUUAUUAUUAUUAUUAUUAUUAUUAUUAUUAUUAUUAUUAUUAUUAUUAUAUACAUGUGAGGUUCAGGCUAUCAAAGGCAAGAGCUCAUAAGGUAAUAACAUUUCACAUAUAUAUUUUUGUGUCAAGUAGGCUGUAAAUAUCUAGGAGUAGAAGCGACGUGUUCUUGUACACAGAUCAACCUGGUGCUGCUAAUGACCUCCCGUAGCCGUGUGUGUUCCUGUGUCACGAGAUCACGCUGUGUCAAUGUUGUGUGUGUGUGUGUGUGUGUGUGUGUGUGUGUGUGUGUGUGUGUGUGUGUGUGUGUGUGUGUGUGUGUGUGUGUGUGUGUGUGUGUGUGUGUGUGUGUGUGUGUGUGUGUGUUCUAGCACCCAAAAGAUCGUUACAUCAAUAGGGUUUGCGAGAGAGAGAGAGAGAGAGAGAGAGAGAGAGAGAGAGAGAGAGAGAGAGAGAGAGAGAGAGAGAGAGAGAGAGAGAGAGAGAGAGAGAGAGAGUUCUAGCCACCUCACACACCUGUUCCUCGGUCAUCCUCCUCUGCAGGCAACCUUCACCAAUCCUGACGCUCCCUUUCUUUACGCUAACUUUUUUUUCCCCCGCAUAAAGUCAAGUUCUCCUCAGCUGUCGUCUUCCAUGGCUGUGUGACUGUCCAGCCGGCGCUCUCCGGAUCCGGCUGGGAGGCAGGAGCACCACUGGGCCGGAUUAACGAGAUCCGGAGUGAAGGGCAAACACACGAGAAGAAUUUACAGUGGUGCACCGAGUCACUGUGUGUGUGUGUGUGUGUGUGUGUGUGUGUGUGUGUGUGUGUGUGUGUGUGUGUGUGUGUGUGUGUGUGUGUGUGUGUGUGUGUGUGUGUGUGUGUCUUUGUUACCCCACACAUGCACAUACCAGUCAGGCAUCACAUAUUGUUCGGUUCCCAAUCCUGUUCCCCAUUACCCCCACCGCCCCCCCCCCAACCCCAAUCACGGUCAUGUCAUUGGAGAAAGCCCGCUUUGAGUAUAUAUUGGGGUAAUGUGCUGCAAAACGCCAGGCUUUCCCUCCUUCCGUCACUCCCUCCCCUCCACCUGCCCCUCACCUCCCGUCACGUUCCCGACAAGUCUUUCCGCGGCGCACUCACAUUCAUGGCGUUGAUUGCUCGUAAUUUUACAUGCAUUUUUUGACCGAUCCAAUUUGGGUGAUGUUUUGCACCGAACAGUCCGUGGUGUGUGUGUGUGUGUGUGUGUGUGUGUGUGUGUGUGUGUGUGUGUGUGUGUGUGUGUGUGUGUGUGUGUGUGUGUGUGUGUGUGUGUGUGUGUGUGUGCUCAUUACGUAUAUGCAAGUACAGUACAUUGACAUCACGUGAUCCCAGCUAGUAAUAACACUUAAUAUUAAUAAAGGUAAUAUCUGUAAUAGUGUACGUACUAGUAAGGUUACUUGACUAUAAUAGUGACCCUUCUCUUCCCCUUCGCCCGCUGGAGACGAGUGGGUGAGGCAGACCAGGAGGGGCAGAGGACCGCCACUCGCCGCGCCCCGCCGUCCUCACUGCACGGGAGGGACGGGAGCACCUCGCCUCGUGUCCUCGGUGGCUGGGAGGAAGUGUGGGAGGGAAGGAAGGAAGGAUGCGAAAGGACAAAAUCCAUGGAGAAAAAACAUUACCUAAUAAAAGUAGAGAAAGUAAGAGGGUUAAGAGAGGAGAACAGACAAGAAAAGGCUAAAGUUAAGGAAGAAAAGAGGAAAGGAGGGAAAAGAUACAAUAGUGUGUUAGAGUUACAGGAAAGUGAGGUUACGGAGAAACUGUUGAUAUGUGCUGAGGAUACGAUGGGCUGGUAAAAGGGAGAGCAAGGGAGAAAGACGUGGGGAAGAAAGAGCAAAGGAGAAUAAAAAUAAAAAUAAAUAAAUAAGGAAGUCAUAAGGAUAGAAAAAAGAAAGAGAGAAAUCAGUGGAGUAAUUGGAGAGGUAGAAGUAAAUAAGAAAAAAAACUGAGAAACAGGGAAAAAAAAACAUUUAAGAAGUGGAAAAGGUAAUUAAUAGAAGGAGAGAGUGAUUAAGAAGUCGUAAACAAAACAGAAAAUAUGUAGAAAACAGUAAAACAACAAAAGGAAGAGGGAAAGAAGUGAAGAGAUCAGAGGGAUUAGGAAAGAGGGAGAGGGAGAAAGGGCACGAGAGAGCACCAGAAUUACUGAAGACACGAGGCGCUUAGGGAAUUGUGGAGGGAAGGGAGGGAAGGGAGAGGGAAGGUGAGAGGGGAGGCGGCGGCAGCAGGCAGUGAGUGGCUCUCUGUUCCUCUCUCCGCUCAUCACAAUCACCACCACUAACCAAUAACAAUAACAAUAAAUCUGAUAUAUUUUCUGAUGUUGUGGUUAAACGUGCGUAAGACUCAUCCUUUGUCACCGAUUUACUACAUAAUAUACAUACAUACAUAUAUAUUACUAUUCAUAUAUAAUGCAUAUAGAAGUGUUUAAUAUCCUCUGUGUGUGUGUGUGUGUGUGUGUGUGUGUGUGUGUGUGUGUGUGUGUGUGUGUGUGUGUGUGUGUGUGUGUGUGUGUGUGUGUGUGUGUGUGUGUGUGUGUGUGUGUGUGUGUCAUAGUUAAGAUAAAUAUGUAUAAGUUCACACUAUCAUACUCAUAAGUUGUUUUUCCCCUCAUUCACUACCAUUAAUUACUGUACCGUAGAGGGGAGCAGGACAAGGCUAGGUACAAUAACAACAACAACUACUACUACUACUACUACUACUACUACUACUACUACCACCACCACUACUACUACUACCACCAUUACUAUUGCUGAUUCUGUGACCAUUACAACAAAGGCUCCUAAGAACAAUGCCACCAACACACACACAACACACACACACACACACACACACACACACACACACACACACACACACACACACACUAAUGGCUCCAGACAAUGAAUUUGAACAGAAGCAACCAAAGUCAUUGCCUGGUGGUACUUACACACACACUUACACACACACACACACACACACACACACACACACACACACACACACACACACAAACACACACACACACACAGUCUUCCAGCCUCACAGAUAGUGUUCCCUCCCUUGGCCGACUCUCCUUACCUGUCUUCGUAUCUCCUCCUCGAUCAUUCAUCACUAUCCACACAUCCCCGACACCGAUCGCUGGUUCGUUCAUUCAUUCAUUCAUUCAUUCAUUCAUUUACUACAUUCCUUCCUCGAACCCCCCUCCAACUUUCAUUUUCCCCCCCCUUUGUUCCUUUCAUCACCCCAAACUUGCUUCCUUUCAUUUAAACUUUCUCUCUUUUACUUUCCAUCCUUUCUUCCUUCCUUCCUCUGCGACUAUGAAGACAUCACACUUCGCUCCUCCCUCACCUCUUUCCUUCGCUCACCCACUUUCGGGAAUAUAAAGUUUCUUGCUGUAUAAAUUUUCACUUUCAUAGAUAUUUUUACACUCAAAGAUAAAAAUAAAAAUGCUGGUGACUUUGCAAAUAUAGAUAAGGUAAGGAGGAGGAGGAGGAGGAGGAGGAGGAGGAGGAGGAGGAGGAGGAGGAGGAGGAGGAGGAGGAGGAGGAGGAGGAGGAGGAGAAGGAGAAGGAGAAGAAGAAGAAGAAGAAGAAGAAGAAGAAGAAGAAGAAGAAGAAGAAGAAGAAGAAGAAGAAGAAGAAGAAGAAGAAGAAGAAAAGAAGAAGAAGCUGUAGUUAGAGAGAGAGAGAGAGAGAGAGAGAGAGAGAGAGAGAGAGAGAGAGAGAGAGAGAGAGAGAGAGAGAGAGAGAGAGAGAGAGAGAGAGAGAGAGAGAGAGAGAGAG
Molecule: messenger RNA, 9535 nt
Organism: Scylla paramamosain (green mud crab)
Lineage: Eukaryota; Metazoa; Arthropoda; Malacostraca; Decapoda; Portunidae
Product: diuretic hormone receptor-like
Biological process (GO): cell surface receptor signaling pathway; adenylate cyclase-modulating G protein-coupled receptor signaling pathway
Cellular component (GO): plasma membrane
Molecular function (GO): G protein-coupled peptide receptor activity; peptide hormone binding; diuretic hormone receptor activity
Source: RefSeq, a predicted model, not a curated record